Cryptosporidium muris RN66 is the source of this 1530-nucleotide messenger RNA. RefSeq lists its product as uncharacterized. NCBI's taxonomy places the organism in Eukaryota, Apicomplexa, Conoidasida, Eucoccidiorida, Cryptosporidiidae. The record is from RefSeq and is a predicted model, not a curated record. The transcript has a single exon. Bases 1 to 1530 code for a protein of 509 amino acids.
AUGAGAAGUAGCAAUAAAUAUAAAAGUGAUAUAUUUAGCUUAGGAACAAAAGAAUGGAACUACAUUUUGGAUUAUAUACCAGAUAUUGAGAAAAGUAGUAUUCUUAGUGAAUUAUUGAUAUGUAACAAACUAUUAAAUAAAAAUAUUACUAAUUUAAUAAAAAAUAUAUCAGGUAAUGCUUCAUUAAUAUUGGACAUGAUUAAAUGUAAUGUUUUUGUUCCUUAUAUAGAAGAAAUUAAUCUCAUUGGUAUAAAAUUAUAUGACUGGAAUAAUAGUGAUGAAUUUUACAAAUUAACAAAUAUUACAAAAAGAAACUAUAAAACAGCACUAAGAUCUAUUAAAAAAGUUACUAUUUCUUACUGUGAAAUACCAUGGGACUUGAAAGAAUAUAGAUUUUGGUCAGAAUGGUUAACUUAUAUAGCUAAUACUGAACAUAUAACAUUACAAUAUUGCAAAUUUUAUUCUAAAAUGAAGGAUCGAAAUAUAAAUAGUAAUAAUAAUAAUGAAGCAAAUAUAAAUUCUGAAUUUGAUCAUUUUAAUGGAUCACAAAAUUUUAAUAAAAAGAGAAAGAUAUUAGAUUAUGAGUAUAGAGAUUCUACCAUUUACAACUACACUGAUACUGUCCAAUGCAAAAAUGGAUACUUCCCAAUAUAUAAUUUACUAAGAUCUUGUAAAUACUUAAAGGAAUUAAGAAUUGUAGAUACAAAUAUAAAUAUAAAUCAAAUAUCAGAUUUAUUGAAAUGGUUACAAGAAUUCAAUGCAAAACUUCAUGCUUUAAAUAUUGAUAGAAAUAUACUCAUAUUUGGGAAUAUAAUAAGUUCAGCAAUAACUGGUAAUAAAUUAAUUAAGUAUUUAAAAUAUCUAUCACUUUCUUCUACUAAAUUAAAUGAUGAAGAUGCCUUUUCAAUAUUAACUUCAUUUAUAAAAGAUAAACAAGAAAUUAAUAUGAAAGAUAAUGAUAAUUCUAGAUUAGAUCAUUCUAAAAUUAAGAUUUCUUUUUCAGACAACUUUUUAACAAAUGAAUUUUGUAAUAAAUUACAAAAAUAUACAUGGGAUAAAACUUUGAACUUUAUUCAAGAGGUAAGAAUUGAUAUUUCUGGAAAUCCUAUACUAAAUAACAAAAUAGAUCAAACUUGUAAAUAUAUUCCAAAAUGGCUAAUACUUGAAUAUAAUGAUCUACUACCAGUUUUUAUGGGAAAUGAUCUGCAAUUACCUUCAAGUACUAUUGAAUAUAACGAAUAUCUAUUUAAUCAGUUUAAUAUCUUAAAAAAAGUAGAAACUCCUAACACUCUCCUAAAUAUAGUAGAUGAAGAUUAUGAUUCUGAAGAAGAUGAAGAUUAUAGUUUAAAUAGUCAAGAAAGUAGUGAAAAUGAAAGUAUUAGUAGUUGCUAUAGCAACAGUGAGAAUGGUAAUAGUGUAGACGAUAGUAAAUGUAAUAGCAUUCAUAAUUAUAGAAGUAGUGAUGAUAAAAGUGAUGAAAGUGGAGAUAUAAAUAACUAUGAAAAUAAUAAAGAUUAUAAGCACAAUUAA